Messenger RNA from Ostrea edulis (European flat oyster), 4382 nucleotides. Its product is annotated as protein fem-1 homolog C-like. The transcript has 3 exons. The record is from RefSeq and is a predicted model, not a curated record. NCBI's taxonomy places the organism in Eukaryota, Metazoa, Mollusca, Bivalvia, Ostreida, Ostreidae. Gene Ontology annotation, molecular function: protein binding. Bases 130 to 2082 code for a protein of 650 amino acids. Gene Ontology annotation, cellular component: ubiquitin ligase complex. Gene Ontology annotation, biological process: ubiquitin-dependent protein catabolic process.
AUCGCUCUUACGAUUGAAAGCGCCAUCUGCCGACGUCAUAAGAGCAAGGAGGGUCCAUGGACUCCACAUUCCUUUCGUGACAUUGGGCAUUCCUGUGGUGACAUUGGAAUAAGAAGACUUUAGUUCAGAAUGAUGUCAUCUUGCACAUCAGUGAGAACUGGUGAUGUUGAUGUUUCGUGGUAUGGCUCCAUAGUACAUAACUGUAUCCAGGAGGACAAGCUAAACAAACUGAAAGCAACCAUCCGCAAAUUCAAUAAGGACCAGAGGAGGAGGAUUGUCACCCAAAAAAUUAUGGGUAAUGCACCUUUGUUUACUGCCUGUUUGAAGGGACUUGUUCACAUUGUUAAUUAUCUCUUAGAUGAAUGCCAUGCCGAUAUUGAGCAGCGUGGAAUAUAUGAGGUGGAGCAGGACCAUUCCCGGCAUGUUGUCACUCCACUCUGGUGUGCAGCGGUAGCAAACCAUCUCGAGGUUGUGAAAACUUUAGUGUUACACAGUGCCGAAAUUAACAGCUCAUCUGAUACUCAAUCUACCCCAGUUAGGUCUGCGUGCUACAUGACGAACAUCUCCAUUGUUAAAUUCCUUGUGGAUCAUGGAGCAGACCUUCACAAACCCAACGUCAAUGGCGGAACCUGUUUGAUAAACUCUGUACAAGAUCCAUUUCUCUGUGAAUACCUCAUUAAGAAAGGUGCGGAUGUGAACGCUCGAGAUAACUCGGGAAACCUUGCCCUGCAUUAUGCUAUAAGGGAGGACCAGCUGGAUACCGUGAAGCUGUUAGUGAGAUAUGGAUCAGACUAUAAAGCCAAGAAUGUUUUUGGAGAUGAUGCCUUGCAAACAGCUGCACUCAGAGGGUACACCAAUAUAGUGAGGUACUUACUAGACAAUACAGAACAAACACCUCAAGAUGCCAUACACUCACUGGAACUUCUGGGAGCAAAUCUAGUGGAUGAAAUUCAUGAUAUAUCAGGAGCCACGGAGAUAUGGAAGAAGGCCAUGACUCUGAGGUUCUUAGAUCCACGGAACAUCAUUACCAAAGAGAUUCCCACCAGCACCAUCUAUGCCUAUCAACAUGCAAGAGAACCCCAAACAGUGGAAGAAUUGGAAAAAAUAACAGAGGCAGAUGAUGUUUACAUGCAGGCCUUGUUGAUCAGAGAACGGAUUCUUGGACCGAACCACAAGGACACGACAUUUGGAUUGAUGUACCGUGGAGCGGUGUACGCUGAUAGCCAUCGGUACCAGCGUUGUGUGGAUCUGUGGAUGUAUGCUUACAUGCUGAGACAUAGUAAAGGGGACCCUCUCAAACAGGAGUGUUUGUUCACCGUUCAAGCCCUGGUCAAACUCUUCUGGGAAAUGCAAGUGGAAUUAGAGUCCAAUGCCACAGAGGAAAAGGUAAGAUUCUCUGAUGCUGUGGAUGUGUUCGCUAAGCUUACGGAACAGAUAAUUGAUGGACAACUAGUCAUGGCACUGCAGAAGGGAGAGCAGUUUAAUGGAGAGUGCCACCUGGUGGAGGAUUUCCAGCUCCUGCUUCAGCUGUCAUUGCACAUGAUUCAUUUGAUUUCCCAGCUACCCCAGUCAGAAGAGGAAAGUUUCAACUUCAAGAGAAUCGUACACCAGCUUGUUUCUGCCAAUCCGCGGGGACAGGAGGGAGAGAGCCUACUUCACCUAUCUGUGGACCCUAAAAUAUCCCUAACUAGUGAGGAGUUUUUCUCUCCCUUUCCUUCUCUAGCUGUGGUACAGAUUUUGAUAGAUUGUGGAGCAGAUAUAAAUGCUACAGACCACAAACGAAACACAUCACUACACAACAGCAUUAAAUUCCUCACCUACUCUGAACUCCAGAAUGAGGGGAUCUUGGCUUGUCUGUUGGGAAAUGGAGCCCAUGUGGAUGUAUAUAAUGGUGAUGGACAGAGUGCUCUGACUUUGAUUCAGACAGCAGGGUUACCUGUUUUCCCCCUGCAGUACAGAAGUUUACAGUGCUUGGCUUCAGAAGUUAUCAUGAAAAAUAACAUACCAUUCCGAAAUGAAGUUCCAGCUUCUUUGAUUCCAUUCAUUCAGAUGCAUGGCAACAACAACUUCAUGAAUCAAUGAAUGCUAUUUUUCUUUUUGGUGGUAGAAUAAGUUGAGAAAUGAAAUGAAAUUUGGUGUGGCAUGUUUUAAAGAAGUGUGCAGAUAAUUAUUUUAUAUCCAGAUAUUAGUUUCAUCAAUUUUCCUUCGGUAUCAAAUUUCAUUGUUUUGCUUAAUUCAAAGAGUACUUUGAUACAAACAUUUAACCUUCUUUAUCAUAUAACCCAUCAAUAUUCUGUAUUUUGAUACCAUUUGGUGUUCAACGAAUUAUGAUGAAACCAAACUAUUCCGAGCAGUUGUUCAGUAUGUGACAGUUGAGUGCUACCAGCAAUGAGCAUUAUUUUACUGUUAAUUAUAUACAUUUAUGCAGUACAUUCUGUCAUGCUGUAAAAGAAAACAAGGUCAGAGCCAUAUAAUGUGAUUAUUAUUCUGUUGUGCACUUUGCAUUUACCAUUUUCAAAUGUGAACCAUAUUGUCGGGUAAUUGUGUAAUCUUAGAUUCUUCCAGAGGUUUUUCCUGUAUAUUUAAACCCGGAGUACUGUGGAAGUGCAAAUCUGUUAAACCAAGUUGAUAAAACUGUUUAAUUCCACUUUUAACUUGAGAUUUUAGAAUUCUAUGCCAAAAGAUAUUUUUUGGAGAUACUGCAUCACAAGAUACAGUCUCUUUUAAUUAAAAUAUGUGUAUUGUAAUUGUCAGAAUGCAAAUGAAAAACCUGUACACCAGUUUUCCUGAAAGAUUGUUUUUUGAUACUAUACAUAUGUGUGUAUGUGCUUUGUUUAUUAUGUUUUGAUUAUGGAUGUAUGGUUGUAAUAAUGGUUUAUUCAUUUUAAUUUAUCUGUACAUACACAGUGUAUAAAUCAGACCCAUUUCACAUUCACUUCCAACUUUGUUUAGGGGUACCUUGCUGAGAAUAUUGUAUCCUAGUCUUGUCAAUUUGUGAUGUAGCAUAUCAACGUCAAGUCUUGAUCUGGUAAACGUCAUCCAGUUUCAAAGAUCCCUCAUCAAAAACCAAUGAGAGUGGAUAAUAUGUAAACAAAGCAGGUUUUAGUGUUUUUAGCUCACCUGAACAGAAGGCUUAAGUGAGCUUUUCUGUUAAAAUCUUUUGUUGUCUGUCAUUGGCGUCGUUGACGUAAACUUUUCACAUUUCCAUCUUCUUCUCCAGAACCACUUAGCCAAUUUCAACCAAACUUAGCACAAAUCAUCCUUGGAUGAAGGGAAUUCAAGUUUGUUCAAAUGAAGGGCAACACCCAUCUCCAAAGGGAGAUAAUAGUGAAAUAGUAAAAAUACACGGACAAAUUUUUAAAAACACUGCCAAUUCCAAUCAAACAUGGUACAAAUCAUUCUUGGGUGAGGGGGAUUCAUGUUUGUUCAAAUAAAGGGCCAUGGCAUUUCAAAGGGGAAGUAAUCACAGAAAUGCAAAAAUAGAGUGAGGUAAUUUAAAAAUCUUCUCUAGAACCGAUAUCGUCGCAAGCCAUGGUGAAGAACCACUGGGCCAGAAAAGUUCAAAUUUACACGUUAGCUCCCCGACAUAGUUCAGAUUCAAGUUUGUUCAAAUCAUGGCCCCCGGGGUUAGGGUGGAGCCACAAUAGGGAUAAAAGUUUUACGUGCGAAUAUAUGUAGGGAAAAUUGUUAAAUGGCCAAGGUGACUCGGGUGAGCAAUGUGAUCCAUGGGCAUCUUGUUUAUGGUUGUUAUCGAAGUCUCAUCCAAACUAUUACUGAAUGACAGGGAAAUGUUAUAUAAUUCUUCAUAGGGUACCGCCUUUCCUGACUGAAAUGAUCCUGAAAGAGCAUAUGUAGUACUGUGACCAUUAUUUAUUUACUUCAUACACCCUUCUUGGUAUUGUUACAUAUCAUUUUAUGCAACUUCAUUUGGGAAAAUUGCAUUGCUUUAGUGCUAGUAAUUUCAGAUACAGGGAUAAUUUUAUGGCAACCAUUCUACUGAAAUUGUUCAUACAAAUAAAAAAAGAAAAGAAAUAAUAUGAAAAGUUUUUACCUUCAUUUGAAGUGCAGCAAAUGGAUAGAGAUAUUGCUGGGAUUGUAAAUGAUUUAUUAACGAAUAUGAGCUAAUGCUGGUUUAAUUACAUGUGACAGUCUCUUCUCAUGUAACAAAGUCUGUUAAUAAAUUACUGUUUUCAGAUGUCAACAUUUUCUUCCAGUGAUAAGAAGAUUUUGUGCUUUAUUAGAUAUCGGGGUUUUCCACAAGGGCAUUUGAUAAUAAUACAUCUUGUAAUUUACCUUUUGAUACAUGAAAUAUAUGUGAUAGAAGUGAAAUAAACUGACCCGUAAUUAAACUGAGGUUAUAAUUAAAGUUGAACAAUAUGAAA